AGGUGGUGAUGCAGACGACAAUAAUGGCCGCCAAUAAGUAAGUGAAUGAGGUAUCAGAGAUGAUGAUGCUGCUGAUGGGAAAUCUCACGGACGGUGAUGAUGCCGACGAUUAUGAUGAGGAUGUUGUUGAUGAUGGUGAUGAUGAUGAUGAUGAUGAAGAGGCGCGUGGCGUGGACGAAUCUGGAUUUUCGUCUUGGUAAGGUUGUCGUGGGUAGUCUUGGGGUGUGCGCCCAGAGCAGGCGAGCAGAGCAGGCAGAAGGAGCCCGUACGGCGCACGGAGGUACCAAGUUACUCGUACGAGGACUGGCUCACUGGGGGGGUUCUGUUACUGGUACUCUUUCCGCAACCUGGCAGGGUGUCUGUGGAUCGAAUCUGCAUCGGUGGGCAAGGUCGAGCGACAGGAAUUAAGGUUGAAGCCGCAGCAAGAUGUGCCCCAGGUUUUGGGGAAGAGAAUCGAGUGCUCUGCUAGAGCCUAGAGGAGUCUUGUGUCCGCUGUUCACGCGGACCACUGACAGAAGGACAGAGUCUGUGGGAUGAUGGAGGAUUGGGCGAGAGGAUAGAGCCUCGCAGCAUAUGUGCAGCAUAAGCUGGGUGAUGCAAGAGGGCACAGAGGCACGAGAGGGCAAUGUGGAUGGGCGAUCGCCGGGAGCGAUGGGGAUUCUCGCCUGCACGGACGAACCGAAGCCCAAAAUGCACACAGGUUCAGGUCUGUAGGUCUAUGAUCUUCAAUCGUGAUUUCUAUUUGAACAA
Messenger RNA from Exophiala xenobiotica, 750 nucleotides. RefSeq lists its product as uncharacterized. The coding region runs from base 97 to 408 and encodes 103 amino acids. The transcript has a single exon. NCBI's taxonomy places the organism in Eukaryota, Fungi, Ascomycota, Eurotiomycetes, Chaetothyriales, Herpotrichiellaceae. The record is from RefSeq and is a predicted model, not a curated record.